AUGGGUGUCAUUGUCCAAGACCAUCUUCAGGAACAGUGCAAUAUGUUGGUCUGUUUUCUACAGAUUGUUGCGACUAUCAUUUGCUGCUGUGAUCUCUUGAUUCAGGAUCUGUCACAUUUGAAGCAGUGUUCUGAUCCUGGUUUGGCAGAGUGCUUUUGCAACGAAUGCAAAAAUAACCAAGAAGGUUACAGUCUAGUUCAAAGACGAACUGCUCAACGCCAUAACAAAAGAGCAAGAUAUGAAGCCUUUGAAAGAAGUGAAAUAGAUAUAUCUGCUCAAAGCAGCUCAAUGGAAGUUGAUGUUGAAACUUUUCUGUCCCAGGAAGCAGGCCCCUCAGAAAUAUUGGUCAGUCAGACCAACUCACCUUUUUGGGAAGCCAAUAUUAUGUCUGACAAUAACAACAUGACUAUUGACAAUGAGGUUAUUGACAAUGCUGAUGAUGAUAAUGACGCAGAAAAUGAUGAAGAAGAAAGCGAAGAGGUCAAGAAGGUCGAAGAAGUUGAAGACAUUGUUGAAAUCGAGGUUGAAGAAUUUGAUAAUGAAGACCCUUUUUCCACCCCCAAUAUGCCUGAGAACCCAGUGCACAGAUUCAUUGCUACUUUUGUGGUAAUGUUCACUUCCUGCUAUGUGGUCAACAAGGGUGCUGUUGUCUUGAUCGAGUUCAUCAACAAGCUCUUGACGAUUUAUGAGCAGGAUUUCCAAUUGCCCUUGAGCCUUCCUGGUCUCAAACGCAUGACAGGUUUCUCCACCAUGAACAAAGGCAUUCAGAGAUUCCUUGUGUGUCAGGACUGCCACAAGAUGUAUGAGGAAAGUGCAUUGGCUCCUUUCUAUUGUGACUCCAUGAAGCUUGGUGCGCGUUCUGCACACAACUGUCAAUUGACAAAAACAUCUUCCUCUGGUCUCCAGGUCGCCAAACGUGAAUACUGUUAUGAGUCAUCAUCAACUACCAUGUCUGAAAUCAACAAAGCUCACAACUAUCUGCAGAGUUUCUGUCAGCAAUGUCUAGUGAUAUAUAAACCUGGUUUUCUCACCUGCAACAUGCAUCUGCAUCUUUAUCUUCGUGAGACCAUCAACGAUUUUGGACCAGUGUAUGGUUAUUGGCUCUUUGGUUUUGAGAGAUACAAUGGGCUGCUUAAGAAAAUUGACACCAACUGA
Messenger RNA from Phycomyces blakesleeanus NRRL 1555(-), 1155 nucleotides. RefSeq lists its product as hypothetical. NCBI's taxonomy places the organism in Eukaryota, Fungi, Mucoromycota, Mucoromycetes, Mucorales, Phycomycetaceae. The transcript is spliced from 7 exons. The coding region runs from base 1 to 1155 and encodes 384 amino acids. The record is from RefSeq and is a predicted model, not a curated record.